GGCGAGUGUGUUCCUCUCGCCCUGUCAAUAAUCUCCGCUCCCAGACUACUCCGUUCCUCCGGAUUUCGAUCCCCCUUUUUCUAUCUGUCAAUCAGCGCCGCCUUUGAACUGAAAAGCUCUCAGUCUAACUUCAACUCACUCAAAUCCGAGCGGCACGAGCACCUCCUGUAUCUUCGGCUUCCCCCCCCUUUGCUCUUUAUAUCUGACUUCUUGUUGUUGUUGGUGUUUUUUUUUUUACCCCCCUUUUUUAUUUAUUAUUUUUUUGCACAUUGAUCGGAUCCUUGGGAACGAGAGAAAAAAGAAACCCAAACUCACGCGUGCAGAAGAUCUCCCCCCCUUCCCCUCCCCUCCUCCCUCUUUUCCCCUCCCCAGGAGAAAAAGACCCCCAAGCAGAAAAAAAAAAGUUCACCUUGGACUCGUCUUUUUCUUGCAAUAUUUUUUUGGGGGGGGGGCCAAAACUUUUUGGGGGUGAUUUUUUUUUUUUUGGCUUUUCUUCCUCCUUCAUUUUUCUUCCAAAAUUGCUGCUGGUGGGUGAAAAAAAUGCCGCAGCUGAACGGCGGUGGAGGGGAUGACCUAGGCGCCAACGACGAACUGAUCUCCUUCAAAGACGAGGGCGAGCAGGAGGAGAAGAGCUCCGAAAACUCCUCGGCAGAGAGGGAUUUAGCUGAUGUCAAAUCGUCUCUAGUCAAUGAAUCAGAAACGAAUCAAAACAGCUCCUCCGAUUCCGAGGCGGAAAGACGGCCUCCACCUCGCUCCGAAAGUUUCCGAGAUAAAUCCCGGGAAAGUUUGGAAGAAGCGGCCAAGAGGCAAGAUGGAGGGCUCUUUAAGGGGCCACCGUAUCCCGGCUACCCCUUCAUCAUGAUCCCCGACCUGACGAGCCCCUACCUCCCCAACGGAUCGCUCUCGCCCACCGCCCGAACCCUCCAUUUUCAGUCCGGCAGCACACAUUACUCUGCGUACAAAAUGAUUGAACACCAGAUUGCAAUUCAGUAUCUCCAGAUGAAAUGGCCACUGCUUGAUGUCCAGGCAGGGAGCCUCCAGAGUAGACAAGCCCUCAAGGAUGCCCGGUCCCCAUCGCCAGCACACAUCGUCUCGAACAAAGUGCCAGUGGUGCAGCACCCUCACCAUGUCCACCCCCUCACGCCUCUUAUCACGUACAGCAACGAACACUUCACCCCGGGAAACCCACCUCCACACUUACCAGCCGACGUAGACCCCAAAACAGGAAUCCCACGGCCUCCACACCCUCCAGAUAUAUCCCCGUAUUACCCGCUAUCACCCGGCACCGUAGGACAAAUCCCCCAUCCGCUAGGAUGGUUAGUACCACAGCAAGGUCAGCCAGUGUACCCGAUCACGACAGGAGGAUUCAGACACCCCUACCCCACAGCUCUGACUGUCAACGCUUCCAUGUCCAGGUUCCCUCCCCAUAUGGUCCCACCUCAUCAUACUCUGCACACGACCGGCAUUCCGCAUCCGGCCAUAGUCACGCCGACAGUCAAACAGGAAUCCUCCCAGAGUGACGUCGGCUCACUCCAUAGCUCAAAGCAUCAGGACUCCAAAAAGGAAGAAGAAAAGAAGAAGCCCCACAUAAAGAAACCUCUUAACGCAUUCAUGUUGUAUAUGAAGGAAAUGAGAGCAAAGGUCGUAGCUGAGUGCACAUUGAAAGAGAGCGCGGCCAUCAACCAGAUCCUCGGGCGAAGGUGGCAUGCACUGUCCAGAGAAGAGCAAGCAAAAUACUACGAGCUGGCCCGGAAGGAGCGACAGCUUCACAUGCAACUGUACCCCGGCUGGUCUGCGAGGGAUAACUAUGGGAAGAAGAAGAAGAGGAAAAGGGACAAGCAGCCGGGAGAGACCAAUGAACACAGCGAAUGUUUCCUAAAUCCUUGCCUUUCACUUCCUCCGAUUACAGACCUGAGCGCUCCUAAGAAAUGCCGAGCGCGCUUUGGCCUUGAUCAACAGAAUAACUGGUGCGGCCCUUGCAGGAGAAAAAAAAAGUGCGUUCGCUACAUACAAGGUGAAGGGAGCUGCCUCAGCCCACCCUCUUCAGAUGGAAGCUUACUAGACUCGCCUCCUCCCUCCCCCGCCCUGCUAGGCUCCCCUCCCCGAGACGCCAAGGCCCAGACUGAGCAGACCCAGCCUCUGUCGCUGACCCUGAAGCCCGACCCCCUGGCCCACCUGUCCCUGAUGCCGCCGCCACCCGCCCUCCUGCUCGCCGAGGCCGCCCACGGCAAGGCCUCCGCCCUCUGCCCCAACGGGGCCCUGGACCUGCCCCCCGCCGCCCUGCCGCCGCCCCUGCCGUCGCCCCUGCCGCCCGCCGGGCCCUCCGCGCCGCCGGCUGCGCCCUCGACCUCUUCCUUACAUUCCCACGGCCCCCGGGCCGCGCCCCAGCCCCAGCCGCUGUCCCUGGUCACCAAGUCUUUAGAGUAGCGCUAGCGUCGCCAGCCCCUUGCUCUGUGCAGUGUCGGUUCCGCUUUUCUUUCUUCGCGCCCUCCCCCACCUUCCAAAGGUUUUGUUUUGUACUCUGUUCAUUUCGUGCCACGUGGCUACAUUAGUUGAUGUUUAUCGAGUUCAUUGGUCAAUAUUUGACCCAUUCUUAUUUCAAUUUCUCCUUUUAAAUAUGUAGAUGAGAGAAGAACCUCAUGAUUCUACCAAAAUUUUUAUCAACAGCUGUUUAAAGUCUUUGUAGCGUUUAAAAAAUAUAUAUAUAUACAUAACUGUUAUGUAGUUCGGAUAGCUUAGUUUUAAAAGACUGAUUAAAAAACAAAAAGGAAAAAAAAAAAGGAAGAAGCAAUUUUGAAGCAGCCCUCCAGAAGGAGUUGGUUCUGUAUUAUUUGUAUUAAAUACGAGCUUGCGAACCAAUCAUUUUACAUCUGGUUUUUAAACCAUAAGGGCACGAGGAAUGCAGUGCCGUUACUUUUUUUUUUCUCUGUGUGAAACAACUUUUAUUGUGAUGUUACUUGUUAUUGUUUAAAUGUACAGAAACAAAGGGUUAAAAUGUGUUAAUAUACCUUGUUCCAUGGUGGUGUUCUUUUGGGGGGAGGGGGAUGCUACUCCACAAUUAAUGGAAUCACAAGCUGUCGGGCCAGUAGUAUUUAUUGCUUUAGAGAUUGCUUGUUGUACCUGUAUGUUGUCCCUUUUUAAAUAUGUUUUCCUUUUUCUUGAAACUGUAUAAAGUUUUUUUCCCCCUUAGCGUAAGCAUCUUAUAUAUAACAACUCAUUUGUACAAGGUUUUUAAGUUUAUAUAUAAAAUGUGUAUAUAUAUUUUUUGUUUCCCUUUUUGACUUUUUUUUUUUGCUGUAUGAAACCCAGAUGCCACCAAAUGGACAUUAAUAGUUGCAUUAAGGAUCAGUAGCAUUAACAAAAGUUGCUUUAAAAGCCAUUAUGUAAAACAAGACUUGAAAAUUAGUGAGGGAAUUUUAGCGACGCUGUAUGAGCAGCGGUGGGAACCAUCCUUGUUUCCCCUUUGAACUCCCAGUUGGAUGCCCUGCGCCCUUACGACAUGGACUGACCGUGUGCAAAACUUUAUGUGCCAAAAUUCUCAGUGACUUUAGCUUUCUCCCUCUUUUUGAUGCUGUAAUUUUUGUUCAUCAUGUUUUGCUGUGAUGUUACAUAGGUAGAUUUGUAUGUAGUUUUAAUGUCACCUAUAACAAAAUGUGUUUGGUAGCAGAUUGUCCAGAAAGCAUUUUAAAUGAAGAGGUAUAAACCCUUAAGGGCCAAAAUUCUGUAUAUUAGAUUACUCUUAAAUGAAAAACCAGCUGCCACUUUUAUGUACACAUAUUACGUACAAGUUAGGUAGCAAACUUUAAAAAUAAAACAAACCUAGGCAUGUUGAUGUUGCAAAAUGCUGUAUAAAGCUGAAACCUGUUCAUUCAGUGCCAUUGUAGUUGACAUGAAGCGAUUGUAAAACUGUCUCCGAUUUUUCUCUGGUUUAUUAAAAUGCUAACUAUAACAUUUUUUGUGAAUACUUUGAAUGUUUCCUAACAGUUGUGAUGUUACUGUUCCGUUUUAUGCUCUUAUUCCAAGUUCAUUUUUAAUGGUUUGGAAGCCAUUUUUGUAAUGAAUAAAUGUUCAUGCUGUACAGUAUCUGUAGCAUGCCGUUCUGGAUUAAUAAAAGCAACUUAGUAUGUGCAGAUAAA
Molecule: messenger RNA, 4136 nt
Organism: Lemur catta (Ring-tailed lemur)
Lineage: Eukaryota; Metazoa; Chordata; Mammalia; Primates; Lemuridae
Gene: TCF7L2
Product: transcription factor 7 like 2
Exons: 15
Coding region: 541-2427 (628 amino acids)
Biological process (GO): canonical Wnt signaling pathway; regulation of transcription by RNA polymerase II
Cellular component (GO): beta-catenin-TCF complex; catenin-TCF7L2 complex
Molecular function (GO): DNA-binding transcription factor activity, RNA polymerase II-specific; RNA polymerase II cis-regulatory region sequence-specific DNA binding
Source: RefSeq, a predicted model, not a curated record